AUGCAAUGGACUUUACUGUCUGGUAAUGACUUCCAGGGUGAGAGCCUCCGCUACUGCCACGGUGGCGAUACAAUGGAUCUUACUGUCUGGGAUACUGGCUUCCGAAGUGAGAGCCUGCGCUACUGCCACGGCGGCGAUACGAUAGAUCUUACUGUCUGGGAUAAUGGCUUCCGAAGUGAGAGCCUGCUCUACUGCCACGGCGGCGAUACGAUAGAUCUUACUGUCUGGGAUAAUGGCUUCCAGAGUGAGAGCUUGCACUACUGCCACGGCAGCGAUACAAUGGAUCUUACUGUCUGAUAAUGGCUUCCGGAGUGAGAGCCUGCGCUACUGCCACGGUGUCGAUACAAUGGACUUUACUGUCUGGUAAUGACUUCCAGGGUGAGAGCCUCCGCUACUGCCACGGUGGCGAUACAAUGGAUCUUACUGUCUGGGAUAAUGGCUUCCGAAGUGAGAGCCUGCGCUACUGCCACGGCGGCAAUACGAUAGAUCUUACUGUCUGGGAUAAUGGCUUCCGAAGUGAGAGCCUGCUCUACUGCCACGGCGGCGAUACGAUAGAUCUUACUGUCUGGGAUAAUGGCUUCCAGAGUGAGAGCUUGCACUACUGCCACGGCAGCGAUACAAUGGAUCUUACUGUCUGA
Molecule: messenger RNA, 638 nt
Organism: Pelobates cultripes (western spadefoot toad)
Lineage: Eukaryota; Metazoa; Chordata; Amphibia; Anura; Pelobatidae
Source: the annotation of a GenBank genome assembly